Molecule: messenger RNA, 2719 nt
Organism: Melospiza georgiana
Lineage: Eukaryota; Metazoa; Chordata; Aves; Passeriformes; Passerellidae
Gene: ITGB1
Product: integrin subunit beta 1
Exons: 16
Coding region: 73-2484 (803 amino acids)
Biological process (GO): cell-matrix adhesion; cell adhesion mediated by integrin; integrin-mediated signaling pathway
Cellular component (GO): focal adhesion; cell surface; integrin complex
Molecular function (GO): collagen binding involved in cell-matrix adhesion; integrin binding; fibronectin binding
Source: RefSeq, a predicted model, not a curated record
CCUGCCCAGCCCAGGACGCCGCCGCCGCAGCAGCGAGCCGGGCGGGCCGGAGCGCGCCCGCUGCCCGGAGCCAUGGCCGAGACUAAUUUCAAAUGGCUCACAUGUGCUGGCGUCCUCUGUUGCUUGAUAUGGAAUGGAUUUGCCCAGCAGGGUGGAAGCGACUGCAUAAAAGCAAAUGCUAAGUCAUGUGGGGAGUGUAUACAAGCAGGACCAAACUGUGGCUGGUGUAAAAAAACUGACUUUUUGCAAGAAGGAGAGCCAACAUCUGCCCGCUGUGAUGACUUGGCAGCACUGAAGAGUAAAGGCUGUCCCAUGGAAGAUAUAGAGAAUCCCAGAGGCAGCAAACAGGUGCUCGAAAAUAGAGAAGUAACAAAUCGUAAGAAGGGUGCUGCAGAGAAGCUGAAACCAGAAGCCAUUACACAGAUCCAGCCACAGAAAUUAUCACUGCAUCUAAGAGUUGGGGAACCCCAGACAUUUUCAUUAAAAUUCAAGAGAGCUGAAGACUACCCCAUUGACCUUUAUUAUCUUAUGGACCUCUCCUAUUCUAUGAAAGAUGAUUUAGAGAAUGUGAAAAGUCUCGGAACAGCUCUGAUGUUUGAGAUGGAAAAAAUAACUUCAGACUUUCGGAUUGGCUUUGGCUCUUUUGUGGAGAAAACUGUGAUGCCUUAUAUAAGUACAACACCAGCCAAACUCAGAAAUCCUUGCACAGGGGACCAGAACUGUACAAGUCCAUUUAGCUAUAAAAAUGUGCUCAGCCUUACCAGUGAAGGAAACAAGUUCAAUGAACUUGUAGGUAAACAGCACAUUUCUGGGAACUUAGAUUCUCCUGAAGGUGGAUUUGAUGCAAUAAUGCAGGUUGCAGUUUGUGGGGAACAAAUUGGCUGGAGGAAUGUUACAAGACUAUUAGUAUUUUCCACGGAUGCUGGUUUCCACUUUGCAGGAGAUGGUAAACUUGGUGGAAUUGUUCUGCCAAAUGAUGGGAAAUGUCAUCUGGAAAAUAAUGUGUACACAAUGAGCCACUAUUACGAUUAUCCCUCUAUUGCUCAUCUGGUACAGAAACUUAGUGAGAACAAUAUUCAGACAAUCUUUGCUGUUACUGAAGAGUUUCAGGCAGUCUAUAAGGAACUGAAAAAUCUGAUACCAAAAUCAGCAGUGGGAACAUUGUCUUCAAAUUCCAGCAAUGUGAUCCAGCUGAUCAUUGAUGCAUACAAUUCCCUUUCUUCAGAGGUUAUCCUGGAAAAUACUAAGCUACCAAAAGGAGUGACAAUCAGUUACAAGUCUUUCUGCAAGAAUGGAGUGAAUGACACACAAGAAGAUGGAAGGAAGUGUUCUAACAUUUCAAUUGGAGAUGAGGUUAGAUUCGAGAUUAAUAUAACAGCUAAUGAAUGUCCAAAGAAAGAACAAAAUGAAACAAUUAAAAUUAAACCCCUGGGAUUCACUGAAGAAGUUGAAAUUAAUCUUCAGUUCAUCUGUGAGUGUCAGUGUCAGAGUGAAGGAGAACCUAAUAGUCCAGCCUGCCAUGCAGGAAAUGGAACAUUUGAAUGUGGUGCCUGCAGAUGUAAUGAAGGACGAAUCGGAAGACUAUGUGAAUGUAGCACAGAUGAAGUAAAUAGUGAGGAUAUGGAUGCUUACUGCAGGAGGGAGAACAGCACAGAAAUCUGCAGUAACAAUGGAGAGUGCAUUUGUGGACAAUGUGUGUGCAAGAAAAGGGAGAACACCAAUGAGGUGUAUUCUGGCAAAUACUGUGAAUGUGACAACUUCAACUGUGAUCGAUCAAAUGGUUUAAUCUGUGGAGGAAAUGGAAUCUGCAAGUGCAGAGUGUGCGAGUGUUUCCCCAACUUCACUGGCAGCGCCUGCGAUUGUUCCUUGGAUACUACACCGUGUAUGGCAUCGAAUGGGCAGAUUUGCAAUGGAAGAGGAACCUGUGAAUGUGGCACCUGUAACUGUACAGAUCCCAAAUUCCAAGGCCCCACCUGUGAAAUGUGUCAGACUUGCCUCGGUGUCUGUGCAGAGCACAAGGACUGUGUUCAGUGCAGAGCUUUUGACAAGGGCGAGAAGAAGGAGACGUGUUCGCAGGAGUGCAUGCACUUCAACAUGACGCGCGUGGAGAGCCGCGACAAGCUGCCGCAGCCCGGCCAGCCCGACCCCCUGUCCCACUGCAAAGAGAAGGACGUGGAUGACUGCUGGUUCUACUUCACUUACUCUGUCAACUCCAAUGGUGAAGCCAAUGUCCACGUGGUGGAGACCCCAGAGUGCCCCAGUGGUCCUGACAUCAUUCCCAUUGUAGCUGGUGUGGUUGCUGGAAUUGUUCUUAUUGGACUUGCAUUAUUAUUGAUUUGGAAACUACUAAUGAUCAUUCAUGACAGAAGAGAAUUUGCUAAAUUUGAAAAGGAGAAGAUGAAUGCCAAGUGGGAUACGGGUGAAAAUCCUAUUUACAAGAGUGCAGUGACGACUGUGGUCAAUCCUAAAUAUGAGGGAAAAUGAACACUGCUUGUAUAACUUCACAACACUGUAUGCAGUAUAGCAACUUUUGUAGUCACAAUAAGAUAGAUUUAGGGCAAGCUGCAGUGAUUUUACUAAUGAAUUACAUACAGGUUUGUUUUCCUGUGUGAAAAUAGACCCUAUGUAAAUUUUUUUUUUAUUUUCUUUAAUUUUUUUUUUUUUUUUUUUUUUUUUGCAAAUAAGAGUAAUUGGUGCCAGAGGUGGGACAAAAAAAAAA